Molecule: messenger RNA, 357 nt
Organism: Phanerochaete carnosa HHB-10118-sp
Lineage: Eukaryota; Fungi; Basidiomycota; Agaricomycetes; Polyporales; Phanerochaetaceae
Exons: 1
Coding region: 1-357 (118 amino acids)
Biological process (GO): RNA processing
Cellular component (GO): nuclear exosome (RNase complex)
Source: RefSeq, a predicted model, not a curated record
AUGGCCCAGUCUUCGCGGCCUCCAGAACUCAGCCAGGAGGUUUUUGAUACAUACAAUACGGAGCUACAAAGUGCAGCUCUGAAAGCGACGCGGAACGCUGCCUUCCUGCCUCAAGACCUCGCGUUCUAUCGUUCGCUUGACCGCGGCAUCGCGAAAGAGGUCGAUGCCUGCUCUUCGAAAGUCCUCUCUCUGGCAAAUCGGCUGCUAGACCUUGUGUCCACUGCGGACAAUGCGAAAUCAAAAUCCAAAGGGAAGGGGAAACUGGAGCACGAUGAUGUUACGGACAAUUUCCGUUCGUCCGUCGUGGAUGCGAUGGACCAGAAGACGAUAUCGCUCUCUGCACCGUGCAACACCUGA